Ricinus communis (castor bean) is the source of this 1258-nucleotide messenger RNA. RefSeq lists its product as uncharacterized. The transcript is spliced from 10 exons. Gene Ontology annotation, cellular component: mitochondrion. NCBI's taxonomy places the organism in Eukaryota, Viridiplantae, Streptophyta, Magnoliopsida, Malpighiales, Euphorbiaceae. Gene Ontology annotation, molecular function: protein-containing complex binding. The record is from RefSeq and is a predicted model, not a curated record. The coding region runs from base 145 to 984 and encodes 279 amino acids.
AUACGCUUGGAGCUGAAGUAGUUGAGAGUUUUGGUAUUACUUUCACCUUCACAUUCAUCGCCAAGUGAAUCCAAAACAAACUCAUUUAUUUUCUUUAACUAGAUUAUGUUUCUCAGCUAACACAAGCGAAAAAUUGCAGCUGUUAUGUCGCGUUUACUGCGUUCAAAUGCCUCAUUUCCAAGGCUCUAUUCAGUGGCUGUGUUGAAAUGUGGGAGAUCACUGUCUACAAGUUCUGAUACGGUCAAUGGUGCAUCAAAAGUUGAGGAAGCAGAGACAGUUGAAUCAGGACCUCCUUCAACAGAGAAGGUCCUUGUUUUGGGCGGAAAUGGAUUUGUUGGUUCACAUAUAUGCAAAGAAGCAUUAGGGCAUGGUUUGACAGUAUGCAGCCUUAGUAGGUCUGGGAGAUCAUCUCUACAUGAUUCUUGGGCUGACAGCAUAGUAUGGCAUCAAGGGGAUCUGCUUAAACCUGAUUCAUUAGAGCAUGCAAUGGAUGGUGUAACCUCUGUGAUAUCUUGUGUUGGAGGUUUUGGCUCAAAUUCUUACAUGUACAAAAUCAAUGGAUCUGCAAAUAUAAAUGCCAUUAAAGCAGCCACAGAGAAAGGUGUAAAAAAAUUUGUGUAUGUAUCUGCUGCUGAUUUUGGCUUGAUAAACUAUAUAUUACGAGGAUAUUAUGAAGGAAAGAGAGCAACUGAAACUGAAUUGAUGAAGAAAUUUCAAUACAGUGGCGUGAUUCUUAGGCCAGGUUUCAUACAUGGGAGCCGACGAAUUGGGACUAUGAAGUUACCAUUAAGUGUAAUUGGGGCUCCACUUGAGAUGGUACUCAAGCAUGCCAAGCCACUGACCCGAAUCCCAUUGAUCGGUCCUCUCUUUAUACCUCCUGUCAAUGUUACUUCGGUGGCAAAGGUUGCUGUAAGAGCUGCAAUAGAUUCAGCUUUCCCUCCUGGUGUUCUUGAUGUUUAUGAUAUACUACAACACAGCCGAUGAGUAUAAGCAUGAGCCUCUUAAUUAUCUAAUUUUCACAAUCUUCAUGCUUACUCUUUUAUCCUCUUGAUUACAAUAAUAACCUCUUUGAGAAAGCAACACUUCUCUUGAAAGUCAAGUUUCAGAAAAUUCCAGUAUAAGAUUUUAUUUAUUUAUUUAUUUCUCUUUGUCCGUUGUUGUCAGAGAUUGAUUGAAUAUUGGGAUCUUAUGCUAUGUGAUGUAGAAAAUAAAGAAAGAAAAUAAAUGCAUGAAAAAGUUUGGCUUGCUUUCCCUUCCA